Messenger RNA from Bombus impatiens (common eastern bumble bee), 1688 nucleotides. RefSeq lists its product as uncharacterized. Lineage: Eukaryota; Metazoa; Arthropoda; Insecta; Hymenoptera; Apidae. The transcript is spliced from 5 exons. The record is from RefSeq and is a predicted model, not a curated record. Bases 355 to 1263 code for a protein of 302 amino acids.
UUAUUAAAUAAUACGUUAUUUCAAAUAUUUAAUAUUUCAGAUAGUGUUAAUUCGUUCAUGUUUCAUAUUCAUAAUUCAAACUCCUAAAACUGUAUUCAUAUCUCUCCAGGUUUGCCCUGAAGCAGAUGCGCUGGAGUAUCGAUUUCCGUGUUUUCAUAGCCAGUCAUUGCUUUCUAUCAUUUUACAUAUGUAUAGCAAAUUCAUCAGUCGGUAAAUCAUUAACCGGAGAAAAUUAAUUAUAAAUUUUUAGGAUCAUGUUAAAUUUCUAUCUUUGGUCACCAUAAAUUAUCGAAGAUCAUGCGAAUUACAAUAAAAUCUGUAUGUCCAAUCUAAGUCGAGAAGUUUCAUAAGGAAAUGUUAGUAAAUUGUACUACGAGAAAUACUGGCCCUAUACCAGCGUAUGGUACAACGAGGUAUAGUGGAGUAAUUAAUUUGGAGGAAAAUGGCAAUAAAUACUUUAUCAAUUCUCCACGCAACGCGCAUAUUGGACUUUUACCGCCAUGCACGAAGACAGAUAAGUGGUCAAAGAAAUCGAGAAACAAUAAAACUAUAAGAAAGGAAGACGGCGUGUGCAGAAAUUCCACAGAAUCUACUACUCUAUCAAUUUGUGGAACCAUCAGGAAAGAAAGCAGUCAUUGUACAUGUAAGGACGAAGCGUCAUGUAUCUGCUUAGAAAACGAAAGAAAAUUAAAAUCACUGAGCGAAGACUGUUCAGAUUGUUGCACGAAUUGGAAAGAAAUUCAAAAAUUGACAGAUACUUCUGAAACGAAAUUAACAGAUUCAUUCGAGAAACUGCUUAAUUGUGUAGAAAAUAGUGGAGACACAAGCAUGUAUCUAGAUCUAUUUGAACCUCAUCCUAGAGAAGAGCAACGAAUAAAAGGAAAAGAUUCGGUACCGCUUGGAUACGAUAUGACUUUAAUUCUUCCGCAAUGUGUUUGCUUAAAAAAUUAUCAAGAAACCAAACAAAUCGAAAAUGAAAGUGAAGAUACUAUUCGUGAUGAAAAAUCUGAAACUAUAAAUGACUUAAUAUGUGCGCCUAGUAUUAUAGACCUUUCGUGGAAUAUAAUGCAAUCUGGAAUGAUUGAGAAAAUACCAGAGAAAUACACAACCAAUAUUUUUGAGAAUGAAAAGAAAGAGCCAAUAGGUACAGAAGUAUGUUCUAAUGUCCAAACAAACGUAUGUACAGAAGGAAAUUCUCAAACAACAUACUGUUUGCAUAAAGCAUUUUUGGAAAAGAUAAAUAAAUCAUAUUUUUCGAUGUAAUUGAUAUGAACAGUUUAUGUAUAACAUAAAAUAUUAAUAAUGUUAUUUAUAAAAUAAUAUUUUGCAUUGAGAUAAUUAUUUGGUAAGGUAAAGAACUAUGUAUAUAAUACGCACAUGUAUAUGUUAGUAUGCAUAUUAUACAUAGGAUACGCUAUAUAGUAACGCUUUUACAAAACGGAACAAAUGAUUUAUUUAUUAUAAUAUAUUAUUAAUAUAUAUAUUAUUCAUCAAAUACGUAUCCAUGAAAACCAUUCAAUUUUUAUGUUUUGAUAAUAUCUCGAUACAUAUCCUCUGAAAUCACUGUUGAAAUUACUCUUGAGAUCAAUUUAAAUGUGACACUCUGUAUAAAUGAAGCCAACAGCGAUUGGGCUGCCGCAGUUUAAAGCGAUUAUUUGAGUUCUAUCCUCAGUGAAGCGGUUUUUAAG